UUAAACUUCGAGAUAAUUCGUGGGAAAUUCGAUUCAAAAUGGCUCGAGCCGAGAACUGCCGAGAAACAAACAGAAACAAAUAUUGGUAGAGCAUGCAGAGUUGAAUAACGGUUAUGUGCGCCAUAAGUGAUGGACGAUGAUGGAUCGGUGAUAGCAUCGUAAUAUUUGUAUCAACGACAAGUACUUUCAAAGAUCAACACGACAGUCAUGGAGGAGAGCCUCGAGGACAGUUUGCUGAUGGACGAUGGGGAUGGCGUCGGGGAACUGACGGCGCAGACGGUGCUCCAGGAGAUCGAAAACGCCUGGAUGAACGAGAGAUUCGCUCCGGAGAUCUUGCCGCAUCAGUCUGACCUGGUGGACUGCAUGCUGCAACAGAUCGCGCAUAUGGAAGAGAACAUCAAGAGGUUAGACAAGAACGAUCUGCGAGCGCUAGUCCACCGGAUGGAGCUUGAUCGGAUCAAAUACGUCAUCAGCAGCUACCUGCGAACACGCUUGGAGAAGAUCGAACGAUAUACGAUUCAUAUUCUGUCGGAAGAGGCAAAUAGAAGUCCGGAGGAGGCCUAUUUGACUCCAGGCGAGUUGCGCUUUGCUAAAGAGUACCUGGCCAAUCUGGAAACAUUCUUCAAGACAGUGGCUUUGCAACAUAUGCCACCUAACUUUCAGCGAUUUGAAGCUAACAAGUUUACCAUUAAACCUAAUCUGCAGGCGCAUGUGUUUCUGCGUACCAAUCAAAGGGUUACCGGCGUAGUCCUGCCUGGCAUGUUGAAUGAAGAGAUAGACUUUGAGGAAGUUCAAGCAAACUGCACGCUGAUUAUUGUUUUGAAAUACAAUCGUAAACUGAAACUGGAGUACGUGAUAUUAUAAAUUAAAUUGACUUCCA
Molecule: messenger RNA, 880 nt
Organism: Acromyrmex echinatior (Panamanian leafcutter ant)
Lineage: Eukaryota; Metazoa; Arthropoda; Insecta; Hymenoptera; Formicidae
Gene: Sld5
Product: DNA replication complex GINS protein SLD5
Biological process (GO): double-strand break repair via break-induced replication; DNA-templated DNA replication
Cellular component (GO): GINS complex
Source: RefSeq, a predicted model, not a curated record